AUGCCAUUAUCCAAACGGAGAUAUGAAGCUAAUCUCAACUACAGGAUAGCAUUCUGUGAAAAUAAAAUAGUUAUAAGGCAUGGUGGUAAUUUGGAUGUAGCAUUGGUUAUAUCAAGAGAUAAGAUAGGAGAGGGUAAAGAGAUGGAGAUAGUAGACCAGGGUAUAACAUCAUCAUCUCAUUGUGGCCCUAUAAUACAGGAGAUUACAGCAUGUGCUCUACUUGGUACUAUUGUUGUUAGUAGUGGUAAUGCGUUCUUAGUAUUGGUAAGUGAUGCUAUACCUAUAUCCAAGUUACCUGGUGGUCAUGUUGUUAUGGAAAUUACUAAAGUAUCAUGUAUACCAUAUGAUCCUAGAUUAUCGGACUCAACAACGCUACUUGCUACUCCUGCUAUACCUCAAGACUCUACCUCAUCAUCAUCAUCAUCAUCAUCUAGCAGUAGUAGUAGUAAUGCUAGUACUGCUGCAGCAUUCGCCUUAGCAGAGAGGGUUGAAAAGUUGUUUGGUAGUGGUGGGUAUUACUAUUGUAGAUCGUAUGAUAUAACACAUAGUCAACAAUGGCAUCAUGAUGAUGAUUCUCGCACUGAUGAUAAUGCCGUAUGGCUGAAAGCUGAUGCUUUAUUCUGUUGGAAUAGGCAUAUGACACAAAAUAUGUUGGGUAAAGAUGCAUUAAUACCUAAUCAUAAUAUUAAUCUCGAUACAUGGUGUACAGUCUUAAUGCAGGGUUACAUUAGCUCACCCACUCCACUAUCUGAUUAUCUAGAUGCCAUCCUUAUUGGUCGUAGAAGUUGUCUAAGAGCUGGUACCAGGUAUAAUCAUCGAGGAUUGGAUGAUUUGGGCGAUGUUGCCAAUUUUGUAGAAACAGAGUUAUUACUAUGUAAUAGAGAUGUGGUAUUAGCAGCACAUAUACAGAUCCGUGGAUCAGUACCUGUCUUCUGGUCACAAAACCCUGGUAGUAAUAGUAGUACCCAACAACUGGAUAUAACACGUAGUAAGGAAAUGACAGUGUUGGGUUAUGAUAAGCAUAUAUCUAGUCUUAUUAAACGGUAUGGUCCUGAUGGAUGUCUAUUCUUAAAUCUAUUAUCAACAGGAAAAGGUGGUAAUGAGGGAAAGCUUAGUACAGCAUUGAAGGAUAUUAUCAACUACUCGCCUCAUACACAUUCAUCCACAAUACAUAUAAUUGAUUAUGAUUUCUCUAGGAUGGUUAAAAGCAACAAUGGUGGUAAUAAGGGAAAGAAUGGUAGUAGUAAUAGUAGAAUACAGACUGGUGUAGUACGUACCAACUGUCUAGACUGUUUAGAUAGGACUAAUGCAGGCCAACUAGCUGUAUCACUCUAUAUAGUACCCAAGAUUCUUACAGCAAUACGUCAACCAGUAUCAACAGAUGUUAAGAAGGUUAUAACAACGUUAUGGGCACAACAUGGUGAUCAAAUAUCGAUGCACUAUACUGGUACUGUAUCGGUGUUGACAACACUAGUAACACAAGGGAAGUGUACAUGGCAGAAUAAAGUAAAACAGAAGGUUAAAAGUGCCAAUAGGUAUCGUAUUAAUAACUUUGGUACCGAUAGAGAUAGGCAAACAGCAAUAGAUCUUACACUCAAGUUGGCUAGAUCUACUCCAACUAUUAACACUACUACUAGUAGUAAUAUUCAUCAACAACAAGCACCUCCUACCCAGAGGAUACAUCUUGGGCCCUCGUCUUCUUCUGGAGACGGUAUUGAUACCCGUCCAAUAACGUUAUGGGUUGGUUCAUGGAAUGUUAAUGCUAGUAAGGUGUGGAAUGGUGAAGAUCUUAGUGAUUGGAUGAGGUUAAGGAAGGAUGAUGAACAAUUCUUUGAGAUCAAUGAUAUAUACGUUGUGGGUAUGCAGGAGUUUGUUGAUCUUAAUGCCAAGGCACUAUUAAAGAGAGGAUUCGCAAGGGUAAAGAAGAAGUUUGAUAGCGAUAAUACAGAGCAUAGUCUACGGAAAGCUGAGUUUGCUGCUCAAUUCAAUGAGAUACUCACCACAGCUCAACUGGCAUCAUCUAAUGGUGGUGAUCGGAGGGAUAAGAAGAGGAAGGCUGAGAAAUAUGUCGAGGUAUGUUGUACAGCUAUGGUUGGUAUAUACAUAUCAGUAUUCGCUAAGGCAUCCAUAGUUAAUAAUAUAUCUAAUGUACAUACUAAGAAGGUUAAAGGUGGUCUAGGGGGUAGUCAUGGUAAUAAGGGUGGUAUAUUGAUGAGUAUGCUUAUUAAUAAGACAUUAAUAACAUUUACUUGUCUACAACUAGAAGCUGGUGAGAGGAUGAUGGAGAUUCGUAAUGAACAAUUAUAUUUAAUAAUGGCGGAGUACAAACAACAACUACGUCAACAUUAUAGUAAUUGUCAAGUACAGAGAAGAAACGAUUAUCUCAAUAUGAUCAGUAUAGACAAGGAGAAUGUUUAG
This is a messenger RNA of Perkinsus marinus ATCC 50983, 2418 nucleotides long. RefSeq names its product synaptojanin, putative. The record is from RefSeq and is a predicted model, not a curated record. Gene Ontology annotation, biological process: phosphatidylinositol dephosphorylation. Lineage: Eukaryota; Perkinsozoa; Perkinsida; Perkinsidae. Gene Ontology annotation, cellular component: endoplasmic reticulum. The coding region runs from base 1 to 2418 and encodes 805 amino acids. Gene Ontology annotation, molecular function: phosphatidylinositol-4-phosphate phosphatase activity. The transcript is spliced from 20 exons.